This is a messenger RNA of Vigna angularis (adzuki bean), 1066 nucleotides long. RefSeq lists its product as uncharacterized. The transcript is spliced from 9 exons. Gene Ontology annotation, biological process: protein neddylation; positive regulation of ubiquitin-protein transferase activity. The coding region runs from base 196 to 882 and encodes 228 amino acids. Gene Ontology annotation, molecular function: ubiquitin-like protein binding; cullin family protein binding; ubiquitin conjugating enzyme binding. The record is from RefSeq and is a predicted model, not a curated record. Gene Ontology annotation, cellular component: ubiquitin ligase complex. Lineage: Eukaryota; Viridiplantae; Streptophyta; Magnoliopsida; Fabales; Fabaceae.
CCCAAAGGGAAAAAAAAGAUUGAUGGAAGGAGCACUAAUUCCAAAGCUAUAAAACCUUGUUAAACCUUGAAUCUGUGCUGGUUUCUCUUCGUCAUCAUCCUCCGUGAAUAGGGUUUACUUUCUUGAAUUUCUUUCGAAUCGAUUCCAUUGUGUCUCUCAAAGAUUUGACAGUGUUUGGUUGCACAAUCUGUGAAGAUGCCUCGUCCCAAAAGAAAAGCGGCCCCACCAAUCACUUCUUCUGAUGUUGAUUCUUCUCUUCGUCCCGAACCAAAGAAAGCAACCACAAAGCAAUUAGAUCGAAUAGAUAACAUAUUCGAAUCGUAUGCAAAUAAGUCACUGGGUUUGAUUGACCCAGACGGGAUUGUGGCAUUUUGUAAAGAUGUGCAUGUGGAUCAUACAGAUGUUAGAAUGCUGAUACUUGCUUGGAAAAUGAAAGCUGAAAAACAAGGGUAUUUUUCCAAGGAUGAGUGGCGAAAAGGGCUCAAAUGUUUAGGGGCCGACACACUCCCAAAGUUAAGAAAGGUCAUUGGUGGACUGCAGAAAGAGGUGAUGGUACAAGAGUGCUUUGAAGAUUUUUAUUCCUAUGCAUUUCACUACUGCCUGACGGAAGAUAAGCAAAGGAGUGUAGAUAUUGAGACCAUCUGUGAGCUGUUGAAUGUCGUUCUGAGAUCUGAUUUCCCUACUCAAGUUAAUUUAUUAACUGAGUAUCUAAAGGUUCAAAAUGACUACAGGGCACUAAACAUAGAUCACUGGAGAAAUUUUUAUCGGUUUUUUAAGGAGGUAAGUCUCAGUGAUCUUCUAAGUUAUGAUUCCAGUCAAGCAUGGCCCGUGAUCCUCGACAAUUUUGUUGAAUGGUUAAAAGAAAAACAAGAGAAAAUAUAGUUCUCACCUUUCUCAAGUUUAUGUUCAUUUUUAAUCUGCCGACUCCGAACGAGAAUACUGUUUUGAAGCGGAUAUACAAUUGUAUAUGGCUGAUCUGAGUAAUCAGUUCGCAGUUUUUCUGCAUGUAACAACAACUUCAUACAUUGUCAACUGUCAAAGUUAUAUUCACUUUUCUUCAUCUGGA